ACAUGUCCGCCCCGAAUCCUCGCGAUUUGCGACGACUGUAGCUUGUGCAGUAAUUGUGGGUUUUGCCAUUAAACUGUGCAACCAGACGCCGCCGAGCCCGAUGGCUUCUACAAUUGUCAAUGGAAGGCGAUGUUCUUGUUGCACAAUAUUCUGCAGAGCUCCUUUACAUGGGACUUUAGCCAUUGUUUGUCCUCUCGUGGUGCGCUUCAGGAGGGUUAGUAGGUAUGUUGCGAUCGCAGUCUGGAUGGCUACUGUCGAGACUGUCUUCGUGGCUGCAUGCCAUCCGACCGGGUAGAAUUCUAUCUGCGAUCGCGCGUCUAAUACUGCUGAUUCCUUCACGAUGACGAGCAAUGGUAUGGGUGCGAAGCAUGUUCUCCUGGUCAGCGUAGUUGUAUUGUUGCUAACAGGGGCGACAUACUUCACCAUCUCUCCACAUGGGUACACUGUUUCUUUUCCCGGCCGCAAGGCCUUUCCGGGGUUUAAACUCGUAAAGAACAUGGUUUCCGAAGAUAAUGUUCAAGUGGAAGGUACGAUGGACAGCACGGCAGACUCCACAGUCGUCGGAAACGUGGUGGAAGUAGUGGAGCCUGAGCAAGAAGGCACAAGUGGAAUUGAAAUCGUGGGACCAACAGAUGCCACUGAUUUCAGCAUUGUGAUUGUGGAAUUAGAAGCUUUGACUGCAGAAUCUGUCGAGUCUGAGACAGUCUCAGAGGACACAAGUGAGGGCGACCAGCAAUGGAACCAGGAAGGCCAAACUGGGGCCGUGCAAGCAGAAGACAAUAUGGAUCUUUUUCUAGAAAUUCAAAAGAAUGAUGGGAAAGUUUCACAGCUGCAGACUGCAACCAGCACCGAAGAAACUUUAGUUGAAACGAGACCACAGAGGGUAAUGUUGGAAUCUGAUGAUUCCAGUACGCAUGCUUUCAUUCCCGAUCCUAAUCGCAGACCACAGGAAUUUGUAAGCUACCUCCAAAAUCUGGAUUUGAAACACAGGAAAGUGGAGGCGGUCAUUCAAAAGUGUAUCAAAGAGGAAGGGUGUGGCACGGUUGAGUAAGGGGUUGAAUCAUCCACAGCAGUGUUGUCCUGGCUUGAUCACAAGCCUGGCAGAAGGUUUGUUCUCAUGUGCUUGCUGGAGGAUGUUCGUAGGCUUCCGCAUCGAUGCUUGAAAGAUUUUAUGCGAGGUUUGCACUGUAGAAGAUGAUAAAGCUGCUAUUCGACAACGCUGGAUCGAAGACAGCAGAUUUCAUGUGGAUAUCAGCAAGAAUCUGCCGCUGGGAUUAGCUGCAUAAACUGUCAAGCGUUAAUUGAAGAAAAUUGUUUCUUCUUGUGAUGUGCUCACAUGAUGCUAAAGAUUGAAAUUGACAUGGCCGAAAAUUUGCUUGAGGACCAUGACAUAUUUGUUUGAAUUGAGAAUUCAUUACAUAUCUUGGCCCACUUUCUGUUUGUUCACUGAAUAGAAAUAAGAUUGGUGGCUCCAUAAUCGUA
Molecule: messenger RNA, 1482 nt
Organism: Physcomitrium patens
Lineage: Eukaryota; Viridiplantae; Streptophyta; Bryopsida; Funariales; Funariaceae
Source: RefSeq, a predicted model, not a curated record